GAAGGGGGCACUCAAGUAAGUGGCUUUUGUCAGAUUUCGCGUGCAUUUGUACAGAAAAAAGCAGCUUUGCCUCUUUCUCCUUCUCCUUCUUCUCCUUCUUCUCACUUUCAAUUUUUUUUUUUCCAAUUUGCUCCUUUCAUUUUCUCUUUAAUUUCCUCAUUUUCAGAGAAAAAGCAUCGUUUUUUAUAUAACAAACGAAAGGUCACUGUUUGAUUGCUUAAGAAGAAUCUUUUUUAUUCAUAAACCUCAUCUGGGUCGGUCCUUAACUCCAAGAAACUUAUAUAACAAUAGAUUUUCCCGGUGGUGGCUCAUGGUUUAAGAGAGAGAUUCUUCAAACAACCGAGGCUGCUUUCUCAAGAAGAAAGGUUUACUACGCUUUUGCCAUCGUCCAUCAACCCCCACAACAACAAAAAUAUUCAAGCUUUGGAUUCGUUUUUUGUUUAUUUUCACAACUAGAAUAAAAUAAAAAGAGAUUAAAAAGGGUUUCACGUGUUCCUGUAUUUGUGAAUGUGUGAAGCACUUAGAAAAGAGUGAAGAGUUUGAUUAAUUUAAAACUAGUUUCUCUCUGUGUGUCUGUCAGUAAAUUCGAGGUUUGAGUGGGUACUUUGUGCAUCUCUAAGUUUUUUUUUUCUUCUCCUUUUUCUAUGUUCUCUUUGAGAUGUGAGACUCCCAUUAACAACGUUUCCUUAAGUUGUAUGUCACAGACCCUUCUUUUCUUCCAGAGUCUUUGCUUCUCUGUUUCUUGACCAGACACAUUUUGAGUCUUUUUAGCUUUCUCUUUGAGAUCUUAUUCACUGAUUCAACACCAUGAAGUUCAUGAAACUUGGAUCCAAACCUGAUUCAUUUCAAUCUGAAGGAGACAAUGUUAGGUAUGUAUCAAGUGACUUAGCAACAGAUGUUAUUGUAACCAUUGGCGAUGUCAAGUUCUAUCUUCACAAGUUUCCAUUGCUGUCUAAGAGCGCACGCUUACAGAAACUAAUAACAACAACAUCAUCAUCAUCAAAUGAAGACGACGAGAUUCAUCAAGAAGAAGACGAGAUUGUAAUACCAGAGAUCCCUGGCGGUCCUGCUUCAUUUGAGAUCUGUGCCAAGUUCUGUUACGGCAUGACCGUCACGCUAAACGCUUACAACGUAGUCGCUGCUCGCUGCGCAGCCGAGUUUCUUGAGAUGCACGAAACCAUCGAAAAGGGGAAUCUCGUUUACAAGAUCGAAGUGUUCUUGAACUCGAGCAUACUCCAGAGCUGGAAAGACUCCAUCAUCGUGCUUCAGACCACUAGAGCUCUGUCUCCACACGCUGAAGAACUGAAGCUAACAGGUCGCUGUCUGGAUUCCAUCGCCUCUAGAGCUUGCAUCGAUACUUCGAGGGUCGAAUGGUCUUAUACUUACAGCAAGAAGAAGAAUCUUGACAAUGGUCUGAGGAGACCGCAGGCUGUUCCUAGAGACUGGUGGGUUGAGGAUCUCUGUGAUCUUCAUAUAGAUUUGUAUAAACGAGUGAUCGCUACGAUAGAAUCAAGAUGCAAAGUCUCGGCUGAUGUUAUCGGUGAAGCCUUACACGCUUAUGCGACCAAAAGGGUUCCAGGGUUCAGCAAAAGUAGCAGCUCCGCGCAGAUCACUGACUAUGCUAAAUACAGAGCUUUGGUUGGUUCCAUCAUUGAGCUGAUCCCUGAGGAGAAACGAAGUGUUUCUUCCUCUUUCUUGACUAAGUUGCUGAGAGCUUCCAUCUUUCUUGGCUGUGAUGAAGAAGCAGGGCUAAAGAACAGAGUCGGCGAGGGGCUAGAUGAGGCUAGCUUGAGUGAUGUCAUGCUCUAUGAUGUUGACUUGAUGCAGAGCUUAGUUGAGGUUUUCUUGAACUCUCGUUCGGGAGAUGAUGAUGUAACAGCGAAAGCAUCGGUUGCGAAGCUUGUUGACGGCUAUUUAGCUGAGAGAUCGAGGGAUUCGGAGAAGUUGCCUCUUCAGAAGUUUCUAGCACUCGCGGAGAUGGUCUCGAGCUUUCCAAGACAGUCUCAUGACGGUGUUUAUAGGGCCAUCGACAUGUUUCUUAAGGAACAUCCAGAGAUCAGCAAGAGCGAGAAGAAGAGAAUUUGCAAGCUAAUGGACUGUAGAAAGCUCUCGGUUGAAGCUUGCGCACACGCUGUUCAGAACGAGAGGUUACCAAUGCGUGUGGUGGUGCAAGUGCUCUUCUUUGAACAGGCAAGAGCUAACAACAACAACAACAACGGUUCAUCAUCAACGGGAAACAGCACGCCAGAGAUUGUUCCUGCUUCGAGGUCGACAAAUACUGAAGAUGAGACAGAGUCUUGGGACGCAGAGGAUAUAAAGACAUUGAGGGGUGAGUUAGCAAGUCUAAGACUCGCAAAGAAUCAACAACAGCAGGAGAAUAAUAAAGGGAAGCUGGUGAAAGGUGGAGGGUUGGGAGUUUCUAGAGUGUUCUCAAAGCUUUGGGCUGGUAAAGAGAGGAGUGGAGAGAUGAUGAGUAGCUCAGGGACUUCGAGUCCUGGUUCUGUUAAUGAUGACUCUAAGUCUUCUUCUUCCACAAACAAGAAGCAUUAGAAGAAGCAUAAGCAAAGAUGACUAACCUUUGUGGUUUUGUUCUUCCUUAGUUGGUAUCAUGUUUAGGUUGGAAGUGUUAAAAACAGAAUGGUUCUUGAAAUAAUAAUAAGAUGAUAGUAUUUUCUUGUUUUUAAAUUUUCAA
Raphanus sativus (radish) is the source of this 2692-nucleotide messenger RNA. Its product is annotated as BTB/POZ domain-containing protein NPY5-like. Gene Ontology annotation, molecular function: protein binding. Bases 808 to 2550 code for a protein of 580 amino acids. Lineage: Eukaryota; Viridiplantae; Streptophyta; Magnoliopsida; Brassicales; Brassicaceae. The transcript has 5 exons. The record is from RefSeq and is a predicted model, not a curated record.